AUGCCCCCCGGUGGACUUCCGGCUAGCCUGGUCGCAGGCAAGCCCACUCCGACUGUGAACACCUCCUACGGAAGUAGCUAUCAGAAAAACACACCCACUUCCCCUGAGGAUAGUCUCAUCCCAUUUGAUUCACCCUCCACCCGCACAGCUGGAAAUCACAGUCCUUUGAGCCCAGAAGACCGUUCCCCGCGGGGCCUUGAACCUGAUCAACCAGGUUUCCGGGACCGAUCCAAUGUGAGGGACAGAUCGCGCCCUAAUGGGCGACCCCACAACAAGUCUCCAGGCUCGUCCCGUCUCUGCCAAAAGUGCAAUGAGCCCUUGACUGGGCAGUUUGUGCGCGCGUUGGGUGGUACAUUCCAUCUGGAGUGUUUCAAGUGCGAGGAUUGUGGUGAAAUCGUCGCCUCGAAGUUCUUCCCCGUUGACUCGGACAAUGGAUCAUGCCAAUUCCCCCUCUGCGAGACGGACUAUUUCCGACGAUUGAACCUUCUAUGCCACGAUUGUGGCGGUGCUCUCCGUGGCUCCUACAUUACAGCAUUAGAUCGCAAAUACCACAUUGAGCAUUUCACUUGUUCAGUGUGUCCUACGGUAUUCGGUGCCCAGGACUCCUACUACGAACAUGAGGGCAAAGUUUACUGUCAUUUCCAUUACUCGACUCAAUUUGCACAGCGAUGCCAUGGAUGUCAUACCGCAAUUCUCAAACAGUUUGUUGAGAUUUUCCGUAAUGGCCAAAACCAACAUUGGCACCCCGAGUGUUACAUGAUCCACAAAUUUUGGAAUGUCCGACUAUCACCCGCUGGCCAAACAUGGGAACCGCCCCCUGUCGACGCCGAUGCUACACCCGAGGAGCGCGAAAACAUUCGCCGAGAAGAGGAUUCCAUGGAGGAGAAAGUCUACAAUAUUUGGAGUACUCUCUCCACGUUUGAGGAAUCUUCCGCCGCGUGCAUCUCUGACAUGCUGCUACACGUCAGCAAUGGAGCAUACAUCGACGGUGUGAUCGUCGCCAAGCGAUUCAUUGCGCAUGUGGAAAUCCUUUUGUGCUGCCGUCGACGAACUAGCAUUGUACAUCAAGUCUCAUGGCAUCUAUCGUAUGGUCGAGAGGCAAAACUCCUCUGCAAGAAGAUUGUCGCAUUCUUCGCCCUCCUAUCCAAGACGCAAGAGACCGGUGUUCGCAAGCUCGGGGUCACCCAGGAGCUGCUCUCGUUGGUGACUGGCCUGGCUCAUUACCUUAAGCUUCUCAUUCGUAUCGGUCUCCAGGGUGCUUUGAAGCUUGAGCGGGAAAAGUCGGCACCGGACGGUCUGCACAACUUCCUCGCACACCUAGCAGACCAAGAAUCCCUCGCUCCGCCAGAAGAUGAGAACGCGCCCAUUGAUCUGAAUGCCGGUGUCGAGGGUCUAGCCGAUCAACUUUCAGAUUGCUGCAUCUCAUGCAAGGAGCCCAUUGACGACGAGUGUGUCCGCCACGGAGAAAACCGCUGGCAUCUGAAACCCCCUCAUCUGGCAUGCUGCUCGUGUGAGAAGGAAUUGACUUUUGAUCUUGUGGAUGCAUUGUGGCAUGAAGGCGAAAAGCGCACGUACUGCUCAGCAUGCGCUGAUCAUCAUAAUCUCGGUCCGAAUGCACAGGCCGGCUUCAUCCAGGUCACCAAGUUGCAGCAGUUCGUCUUCCUGUUACGAGUUGCUCUUGCACGCCUUCUAGCCGUUCUCCGUGCUGGAGGAACACUUCCUUCUGCAUCUGCAGAUCCCAACGUUGAAGGCAGUGAGGACAAGGAUGGGUACCGCGUGCACCCCGGUGAUGUUCGCCGGUCCAAUACUAUUUCCCAGUCUCGUGGCGGUGCUCGUGGUGGCUUCGAGGAGUCGUCUCUGGAGCAGACUGUCGGUGAGAUGCGUCGCUUGCGUUCUCUUCGCAAUGAGCGCACUCUUUCUACGACAUAUAAGAAAGCUCGCGCAUCUCGAAUUAUCGAUGGCCCCGAGGGCCGGAGUGUCCGACCUGGGUCUUCUGGUAACGAUGGCAGUGACCCUCGUGGACCCGGCUUCCAGAUCGUUGAGGAACGAGAUGCGAAUGGCGAAACUGUGAAGGAUCUGACAUUCGGUGCUCAAGAUGCCCUCACUUUGGAUGACAUUCCUCGUAUCGUUGCAGCUGAACAGGCCAAGGAGCAGCGCCCCAACGCCUAUCGACAUGCCGGCUCUAAGCUUGUGGGAACCAUGGAAGGAAUGCCCACCUACAAGCCAGGACACGCUCGUGAGAUGUCAAAGAACCAGCUGGAUAUGCUUGUGGACUCUUCGACUCGUAGCAAACGUUACUUUUCCGAGCUCACGGCAUUGGAAUAUUUCAUCGUCCGCCAUGUUGCCGUCUUGUCGAUGGAGCCGUUGCUAGACGGGCAGUUCAGCAUGGAAGAGCUGCUCUCUCUAAUCGAAUCUCGCAAGCCUACCAUCUGGAACAUCUUUGGCCGUGCCUUCAAGGAUGAGAAGAAGAAGGGCAAGAAGAAGGGAGUCUUUGGUGUUUCACUCGACUACUUGGUUGACAAGGAGGGUACCGAGUCUGGACACGGUGUCGGCCCUGGUGCCCUGCGGAUUCCAGCACUCGUAGACGAUUCCGUCUCCGCUAUGCGCCAGAUGGACAUGUCGGUUGAGGGUGUCUUCCGGAAGAAUGGCAACAUUCGUCGUCUCAAGGAACUCGCCGAGUUGAUCGAUACCAAGUAUGACCAGGUCGACAUGACAAAGGAGGGUCCAGUGCAGAUCGCUGCGCUUCUGAAGAAGUUCCUUCGCGAAAUGCCUGAUCCAUUGAUGACUUUCAAAUUGCACCGUCUUUUCGUUGCUUCACAGAAACUGUCGGACUCUGAGAAGCAGAAGCGAGUGCUGCAUUUGGCUUGCUGUCUCCUACCCAAGGCUCAUCGCGAUACGAUGGAGGUCCUGUUCACGUUCCUCAACUGGACAUCAUCCUUCUCGCACAUUGAUGAGGAAUCGGGCAGCAAGAUGGACAUUCACAACCUGGCUACCGUCAUAACACCCAACAUUCUUUACCCGAACACGAAGAACGGCACCGUGGACGAGAGUUUCCUAGCAAUUGAAGCGGUCAACGCGCUGAUCACGUAUAACGACACCAUGUGUGAGAUUCCGGAGGACUUGCAAGCUGUUCUGAGUGAUCCUACACUUUUCAAGGAGAACUCUGAAGUCACGUCCAAGGACAUCUUGAAGCGGUAUGGUGACAUUACGCGGGGAAGCUUCUCAACGAGACCGGACAACAGCGGGGAUACCUUUACCAUCAACAACCAUCGGAAUCCGAGCACCCCGACAUCAGCUCGAAUUGAGACCGAUCCUUCUCAGGACACUGCCUGGCAGAUGCAGAGCUCAGUUCGCCAUGUUCCAGGGCCUAGUGGGCACUCCCACUCAGCAAGUGCCCAGCCCCAAGCUGGUCUUGACUUUGCGCCACCUCAGCCACCUCAGGCUGCCUAUCACCGUGAACGAAGCCAUAGCAAUGGCAGCCAAGCUGGUACAGACGGGCAGCAAGGUCUCCCCUACCGCCCACGGCCCGGUCCUGGCGCUAUGGGUGUUACUGGGUAG
Penicillium cataractarum is the source of this 3558-nucleotide messenger RNA. Its product is annotated as GTPase-activating protein LRG1. The coding region runs from base 1 to 3558 and encodes 1185 amino acids. Gene Ontology annotation, cellular component: cytoplasm. The transcript has 6 exons. Lineage: Eukaryota; Fungi; Ascomycota; Eurotiomycetes; Eurotiales; Aspergillaceae. Gene Ontology annotation, biological process: actin cytoskeleton organization; signal transduction. The record is from RefSeq and is a predicted model, not a curated record.